Molecule: messenger RNA, 3498 nt
Organism: Salarias fasciatus (jewelled blenny)
Lineage: Eukaryota; Metazoa; Chordata; Actinopteri; Blenniiformes; Blenniidae
Product: transcriptional repressor p66-beta-like
Exons: 11
Coding region: 113-2080 (655 amino acids)
Biological process (GO): negative regulation of transcription by RNA polymerase II
Cellular component (GO): NuRD complex
Molecular function (GO): sequence-specific DNA binding
Source: RefSeq, a predicted model, not a curated record
AGUGCCGCCUGCCGGUGCCGGGGACUGGUGGUGGAGAGCAGGCUGCAGCAGCGCGUCAGGACCGGACCGUGAACCCGGAGACGGUGCACACCGAGGCGAAGGGACGCACAGGAUGGAGCGGAUGUCCGAGGAGGCGCUGAGGCUCAACCUGCUGAAGCGAGGCCUGGAGUCGCCCAGCGAGCGGGAGGAGGCGCUGGCCAAGCGGCUAAAGAUGGAGGGCCACGAGGCCAUGGAGCGCCUCAAGAUGCUGGCGCUGCUCAAGCGCAAAGACCUGGCCGACCUGGCCGCCCUGGAGGUGGCGGGGGGCCUGGGGGACGGGAAGGGCCCCGGGGCCAGCAGCCUGCACCACCAGAGCCUGAUGGGCGCCGCGUACGAGGAGAAGAUGAACGGCAGCCUGAGGCUGGCCGGCCACGGCGGACACGUGGGACCCAGCAAGAACGGCAAGGAGAACAUCCUGGACGAGCCCGUGGACAUGAGCGCCGGCAGGAGAUGCGAUUCGGACCGCAGCAGACGGACUCCGUCCCCAGACGUCAUCAUCCUGUCGGACAACGAGGCGUCCAGCCCCAGGACGACGCCCCGGCCCGACGAGCGCCUGCACCACGCCAACCUGGACAUGUUCAAGGGGAAGACGGGCGAGGAGCGGCAGCAGAUGAUCAAGGCCCUGAGGGAGGAGCUGCGUCUGGAGGAGGCCCGGCUGGUUCUCCUCAAGAAGCUGCGGCAGAGCCAGAUGCAGAAGGAGAACGUGGUGCAGAAGGUCCCCGUGGUGCAGAAUGCGUCCUCCUCUGUCCAGCCUCCUCCCAUCCACAGCUCUCCGGGUCUCGGGAAGCUUCCUGUGAGACCAGGCCUCCAUAACCCUGAGCCCCAGAACCUCCGCACUGCACAGGGACACACGGUCAUCCGGUCAGCGGCCAACGCCAGCAUGCCCCCCAUGCUGAUGUCCCAGAGAGUCAUCGCCCCCAACCCCGCCCAGCUGGGACAGAGGGUGUCCUCCAAACCCGGAAUGUCUCGCUCCGGCUCCAACAGCAUGGCCAACGCUGUCAGCUACCAGCAGGCCAGCCAGCAGGUGGCGGCGUCGCAGCGCUCUGGCUCCAGUGCCAUGUACAUGAACCUGGCACACAUGCAGGCGGCGGCGGCGGCGGGGGCCGGCGGAGUGGGCGGCGGCCUGGGCGGGGCCUCGGCCGUCAGCCCCUCGGGCCUGUCCGGCUCCGGCGGCGCCGGCGGAGGGGUGGGCUCCAUGGCGGACCAGGCCAGCAGCCAGGCCGCCGCCAAGCUGGCCCUGAGGAAGCAGCUGGAGAAGACCCUGCUGGAGAUCCCGCCGCCCAAACCCCCCGCCCCGCUGCUGCACUUCCUGCCCUCCGCCGCCAACAGCGAGUUCAUCUACAUGGUGGGGCUGGAGGAGGUGGUGCAGAGCGUGCUGGACAGCCAGGGGAAGCUCAGAGGCACGCUGGCCCGGAUGGAGCCCUUCUUCUGCGCCCAGUGCAGAACCGACUUCACCCCCCACUGGAAGCAGGAGAAGAGCGGCCGGAUCCUGUGCGAGCAGUGUAUGACGUCCAAUCAGAAGAAGGCUCUGAAGGCCGAGCACACCAACCGGCUGAAGAACGCCUUCGUCAAGGCUCUGCAGCAGGAGCAGGAGAUCGAACAGAGGCUCCAGCAGCAGGCGGCGCUCUCUCCAAGCCCCGCCUCCACCGGCUCCAACACAUCCAAGACUGACUCAAUGAUCCGGCACCACGCUCUGCGCCAGGCUCCCCAGCCUCAGGCCUCCAUGCAGCGAGGGCUGUCCAACUCCGCCCGCGGCGUCCUGUCCAACUUCGCCCAGGCCUCCCAGCUGUCGGUGGCCAGCAGCCUCAUGGGGAUGACCAGCGCUAAGCACUGCGGCGGCGGCGGCGGCGGCAGCGGCAACAGGCUGCAGCACGACAGCCGCCGGCAGAUCUACAACAUCCCAGGGCUGAACAUUGCCUACCUGAACCCGGCGGCGGUGGGCGCUCAUAAGAGCUCCAGCCUGGCGGACCGCCAGAGAGAGUACCUGUUGGACAUGAUCCCUCCUCGAUCCAUAUCCCAGUCCAUCUCUGGACAGAAAUGAGCCCCCCCCCCCCCCUCCCCCAUCAGCCCCCCUCCCCCCAUGGUGAAGCACUCCCUCAUGGCCCCUCUCGCAUGCAGUGCCUGUCCGUGUGCCUACCUGCCCCCCUCGCCCUCCCCCCCCCCCGGAGACACUCAGUCUGUGGGUCUGUAGUGAACUGUGUCCAUAUCCGACCUGCGCUUCAGUUAUUCUCUUUAGUUUCCUGAGUGUGACCCCCCCCCAUACCCCCCAUACCCCCUCCGGCUCCGACGGGACUCGUGCUCGCCGCCACGUGCCAGCAGGGCGCGCUCUGGUUGCUAUGCAACGUGAAGCCUGAGAACUGGGAAGCUUUGAGAAGUAAGUGGGAGGAGGAGGAGCGAGGCGGGCCGCCCGCAGUAUUACCCCCCCCCCCCCCCCCCCCCCCCGCCGCAUUGCCCCCCCCUGCCCCCCACCGCCCCCCGCCCGCUGCUUCUUCAGUAUGCACAGACUGAACCUUUCUAUCCAGCGGCUCCACGUUGUGCGUCCGAGCCGGAAUCUGCACCGUCAACCCCCCCCCCCCCCUUUUUAUAUUGAUUGUUCUCCGACCCCCCCCCCCCCCUCCCGGUUCUCCUCGGUUCUCCUUGGUUGGGGUUUUCUUUCUUUGCGGCGUCUCCUGCUGAUGGCGGCGUACCUGAGAGGUACCGGCCCGGGAGACGAUAAUAAUCAGUGUAGAGGGUUCUGUAUCGACGCUGGCUUCAGAGAACCCGCUGUGGACCGGACCGCCGACGGCAGAGACACGAUCAAUCACGGCGGUGCACGUUCUGCGCACGUCGCCUCACUCCAGAGGAGCACUUUCAUGUUUCCAAUUGGAAAUUUUGUUUUAUAAAAAGAAAAAAAAAGAAGAAGAAAGGGUGAAAGAGCGCGAGGCCGGAGCCGGGUCUGGAGAGCGUCGGCGCAGAACCGCCGGUUCCCUCUGCCGUCUGUAAAACCCCCAUCUUCUUGUCGUAGUUCCGUUGGACCGAGCGCUCUGGACCCUCCAGAGUCCCCCUAACGUGUCGAGCACUUGUGGACUUUAUGGUUCUGAAACCCGGGAAGACGCCGUGUUUCCUCUGAGAAACACGCUAAAUCGAAGCCCACGUUCCUGACGAAGGUUCUCCAGACGUCCAGACCCGGACCUCCGUCCUCCAAAACUACCUAGAGCCAGACCCAGCGAAUCUCGCGGCAUCCAACAUUGAAAUUGAGCUGAAAUUGGGUGUAAAUUGUGAAUACCCGGGUGGUUUUUUACUGCCUUUUACAAUCUAAUUUAGCAAUAUUUGUCUUUAGUUCUGCAGCCGAGCUGAAUUCUGAAUGAAAAAAGAUCUCCUGUCUCUUUUCCACAGCCUGCGUCUCUGAUUCUGUUCAAGCAUUUUUAGAUUUCAAACGUCUCGACUGAGUUUUUUCUUUCUAUGGCAGUUUUAAAAAAA